Molecule: messenger RNA, 1203 nt
Organism: Ogataea parapolymorpha DL-1
Lineage: Eukaryota; Fungi; Ascomycota; Pichiomycetes; Pichiales; Pichiaceae
Product: cardiolipin-specific phospholipase
Exons: 1
Coding region: 1-1203 (400 amino acids)
Biological process (GO): cardiolipin acyl-chain remodeling
Cellular component (GO): mitochondrial inner membrane
Molecular function (GO): A2-type glycerophospholipase activity
Source: RefSeq, a predicted model, not a curated record
AUGGUCCAGACGGUAGCUCAGGCCUACCAAACCGUGUCAAACGCAAGAAAGCCUAUGGCUUCAACAGAUAUGGGAUCCAUGAAUACCACAAGUUCGUCGAAUUUACAUUACAGGACAUCCACCGCGCCUGCAGGAGUUCCUCUCUCAAAGAUAUUGAGUAACACAUUUCCUCUAUCUGUCUCCGAAUCUUUCAAACAUUACUUCAAAAGACAUCAGCUCAACAAAAUCCAGCAUGACCUUUUGUCGGUGUUACCAUUUUAUCCGACGCCAUCAGCCACCCAUCGUGCCGAAGUCAUUCAGACAGUCAUAGACGACCAAAAUAACUACAUCAAUGAGUUUCAUAUUUCACCAAUAGGCAAACCGUCUACAAAACAUGUGGUAUUUGUGCAUGGAUACGGAGCGGGACUUGGGUUCUUUGUCAAGAACCUGCAGGAUCUCGCCUCCAGGAAAACUGAUUGGGAUAUCCAUGCGAUAGAUUUGCUCGGUUAUGGUUGCUCUUCCAGACCCAAAUUCCCAUACCAUGAACCAAAUGCCAACUACGAAAAAAUAGAAGCAUGGUUUACGGAAUCUCUCAAGAAAUGGUUCGAAAGAAGAAAUCUCAAUAGAGACAACACCAUGGUCGUUGCACACUCAAUGGGGGCAUAUAUUUCCGCUUUGACGAAUUUCAAAUACCCUGAGCUGUUCAAUAAAUUGCUGCUAGUGUCUCCUGCCGGAAUCUAUAGCACUCGACAGCCCGAAAUUCCUCCAUGGUUUGACAAAUUGUGGAAUAAAAAUGUGUCCCCUUUUGCAUUAGUUAGAAAUGCUGGGCCGCUUGGUUCCUACUUGACUUCAGGCUGGACUGCAAGACGGUUUUCGAAAGACAGCAGCAUCCUGAACUUAGAAGAGCAAAAGUUGAUGCACAUGUACACCUAUGCAAUCUUCAAUGCUAGAGGAUCUGGGGAAUACAUGCUGAACUACAUGCUUGCACCAGGAGGGGUACCUAGAAAUCCAUUGCUGCGCAGAAUCCACAACCUCAAUUGUGAUAGUGUAUGGUAUUAUGGUAGCUACGACUGGAUGGAUAAGAUGGGUGGAUUGUCAGCUUGCAAAACUUUGAGGGCCAAAGGACUUCGUGCAGAGAUGAAAAUUGUCGAGGACAGCGGGCACCACCUUUAUCUAGAUAAUCUUGCGGCAUUCAACGCUCUUGUCGCUGAUGAAAUGAAAUAA